AUGGCUAAUUCGGGAAUUGAGCAACAGAAGCAUUUUAUGAUGGAUUCAUCGCUACCUUCUCAAAGUAUUGCGAACGAAUAUAACACGAAAAAAUUACUUGCUCAUAAUGUGCCAAAAGAGAAGACAAUUAUCAACAAACAGCAAAGAUCAAAUAUUGGAAAUAUUUUGUGGCGAGCAAUGCAGGAUCGUCGAUGUUUAGUGCAUUUUGAAUCUUCGACAUCAAGUGAUGAUGAUGAGAAUGAGCAAGAUUCUGAUGUAUGGAGUGAAGAAGAAUCACACGUAGCAAAUAAGUAA
This is a messenger RNA of Thelazia callipaeda (thelaziosis nematode), 294 nucleotides long. Lineage: Eukaryota; Metazoa; Nematoda; Chromadorea; Rhabditida; Thelaziidae. The record is from the annotation of a GenBank genome assembly.